AUGGUGCUGGCGGCUCUCACAGCGCUUCUGUCCCUGCUGCCUCUUGCGUCGAUGCUGCAGGACACAGGUAAGGACAUCACGGGGAACUGGGUGCCAGACCCCGACGCGCCGGCCCUGCUCCGCCUGUCCGACUCGCUGCUGGCUCACUACAGGAAGGGCACCCGGCCUGUGCGGGACUGGCGCACCACCACCACCGUGGCCAUCGAUGUCAUGGUGUACGCCAUCCUCAGCGUGGAUGAGAAAAACCAGGUGCUGACCACCUACAUCUGGUACAGACAGCACUGGACAGAUGAGUUCCUCCAGUGGGACCCGGCGUGCUUUGACAACAUCACACAGAUAUCGCUCCCUGCGGAGAGCAUCUGGGUGCCUGACAUCCUCAUCAAUGAGUUCGUGGACGUUGGGAAGUCCCCUGAUGUCCCCUACGUCUACGUCCGCCACCACGGAGAAGUGCAGAACCUCAAGCCCAUCCAGGUGGUGACUGCCUGCAGCCUGGAUAUCUACAAUUUCCCCUUCGACGUCCAGAACUGCUCGCUCACCUUCACCAGCUGGCUGCACAACAUCCGCGACAUCAACCUCUCGCUCUGGCGGACCCCGGAGCUGGUGAAAUUCGACAGGAGCAUCUUCAUGAACCAGGGCGAGUGGGAGCUGCUCUACGUGCUCAGCCACUUCCAGGAGUUCAGCGUCAAGAGCAGCGACAGCUACGCCGAGAUGAAGUUCUACGUAGUUAUCAGGAGGCGUCCCCUCUUCUAUACUGUCAGCCUGCUGCUCCCCAGUAUCUUCCUGAUGGUGAUGGACAUUGUGGGCUUCUACCUACCUCCCAACAGUGGCGAGAGGGUCUCUUUCAAGAUCACACUGCUACUGGGCUACUCAGUUUUCCUAAUCAUUGUAUCUGACACGCUUCCGGCUACGGCUGUUGGCACCCCACUGAUAGGCAUCUAUUUUGUGGUGUGCAUGGCACUGCUUGUCAUCAGCCUCACGGAGACCAUCCUCAUUGUGCGCCUGAUACACAAUCAAGACCUGCAGCCCCACGUUCCCAACUGGGUGAAGCACUUGCUGCUGGAACGUGCUGCUCUCCUGCUCUGCAUCAGGGACAGGAAGAAAUUCAGCCAAAGCAGGGCACAGAGCUCAGACAUCUCCAGGCAUGUGGAGAACAACGACAGCACAGCCAAGCUGAACCACUAUGGCUGUGAGGACCCCCGGGAGCGUGAGGUGGCAGGGGGCACGAGGCCCACUCCUGCCUUUGGCACUCUGGCAGAGGGCUCUCCACUCAUGUACAGCGUCCUGCACGAGAUCACCACCAUUCGCCAGUUCCUCGAGAAGCGUGAUGAGUUUCGCGACGUUGCCCGCGAGUGGCUGCAGGUGGGCUACGUGUUGGAUGUCCUGCUCUUCCGGGCGUACCUGGUGGCCGUCCUGGCCUACACCAUCACGCUGGGCGCUCUCUGGUCGGUGUGGCAGUACGCCUGA
Cygnus atratus (black swan) is the source of this 1464-nucleotide messenger RNA. Its product is annotated as 5-hydroxytryptamine receptor 3A-like. The record is from RefSeq and is a predicted model, not a curated record. Gene Ontology annotation, molecular function: neurotransmitter receptor activity; extracellular ligand-gated monoatomic ion channel activity; transmembrane signaling receptor activity. NCBI's taxonomy places the organism in Eukaryota, Metazoa, Chordata, Aves, Anseriformes, Anatidae. The transcript has 9 exons. Gene Ontology annotation, cellular component: synapse; neuron projection; postsynaptic membrane. Gene Ontology annotation, biological process: chemical synaptic transmission; signal transduction; monoatomic ion transmembrane transport. The coding region runs from base 1 to 1464 and encodes 487 amino acids.